Molecule: messenger RNA, 925 nt
Organism: Rhododendron vialii
Lineage: Eukaryota; Viridiplantae; Streptophyta; Magnoliopsida; Ericales; Ericaceae
Product: mavicyanin-like
Exons: 2
Coding region: 171-680 (169 amino acids)
Cellular component (GO): plasma membrane
Molecular function (GO): electron transfer activity
Source: RefSeq, a predicted model, not a curated record
ACACAUUGGCAUUUGCACUACCUAAUUUCAGGACUCCCAGCUGCCUAUAUAACAACAACAAACACCCUUCGAGAGAGCACCAUUCCCCCACUUUUGUGCCUAAUUUCCUCUCUUUUCUUUUCCAUCAUCACUGACUCAUUUUGGGGAGGUGAAUCUCAAAAUCCAUAGAUAUGGCUGUGGCAUUUGUUCUGCUUGUUCUCUCGGUGGCUGCUCCGGCAGCCUUCGCGACGCAGCAUGUCGUCGGGGGGAGCUCCGGCUGGACCCAAGGGGUGAAUUACGCCACUUGGGCUUCUAGUCUAACUUUCGCCGUUGGUGACACACUCUUGUUCUCAUACGGGUCGAGCCACAGCGUGGAUGUCGUAAGUCAAAGUGACUACAACAAUUGCAACAUCAACAGUCCUCAAAAUUCCUACACCGGCGGCAGCACCGUCAUCUCCCUCCCCUCCCUCGGGACAAUGUACUUCAUAUGCGGCACCCCUGGCCACUGCCAAAGCGGCAUGAAUUUAGCUGUCACCGUCUCGGCAACAACCAACGGUUCAGCCCCCGGCGGCUCCCCGUCUCCGCCGCCACCUCCGCCGCAUCACACCUCGGCUGCCACCACUGGAAACUUCGGUGGGAAGAUGUCUCUGUUGCUCGAGUUCUCAUUGUUGGUGGUUGCCUUUGUUGGAUUUAUGGCAUAGAGAAGAGGCAGUGCAAGUGUUUUUUUUUUUUGAAUUCCUUGUGUAUUUGUUAGUCCCUGUGGCAUGAGACAUCGUUGAUGAUUUUUGAUGAUUUUCUGUACAAUUAGUGGUUGCUUGUAGUGAGACGUAGCUUUACGGUACUGUGAUUUUGUAAUAAAGUAGACGUGAUUAGUGGUAUUGUUUUAAUUUUCUAUAGAUGUUGAUCUGGCACUAAUUAAAAUCCGAAAAGGAAAAUUAGCUUUUCA